Molecule: messenger RNA, 664 nt
Organism: Apodemus sylvaticus (European woodmouse)
Lineage: Eukaryota; Metazoa; Chordata; Mammalia; Rodentia; Muridae
Gene: Pla2g1b
Product: phospholipase A2 group IB
Exons: 3
Coding region: 64-564 (166 amino acids)
Biological process (GO): positive regulation of fibroblast proliferation; phospholipid metabolic process; lipid catabolic process
Molecular function (GO): phospholipid binding; calcium ion binding; signaling receptor binding
Source: RefSeq, a predicted model, not a curated record
CCCACAUAAUGAAAGGAGACAAUCACCCGCCUGUUAGUAGGCUCCGGAACCGAUGCUCUCCCGAUGCAGACGGAGUGGAGAAAGCAGAUAGCAGGCAGGCAUCGGGGCCGGGUAAAGCAGCUUGGGGCGGUUUUGAAUGUGCUGUACACUCUUGCAGCUGGCGCUACUGCACACAGCAUCAGCCGUCGGGCUGUGUGGCAGUUCCGCAAUAUGAUCAAGUGCACCAUCCCCGGGAGUAAUCCCCUGAGGGAUUACAACAACUACGGCUGCUACUGCGGCUUGGGCGGCUCAGGCACCCCAGUGGACGACUUAGACAGGUGCUGCCAAACUCAUGACCAGUGCUACACGCAGGCCAAGAAACUGAAAAGCUGCACGUUCCUCAUAGACAACCCCUACACCAACACGUACUCAUACAAGUGCUCCGGGACCCAGAUCACCUGCAGUGACAAAAACAACGAAUGUGAGGACUUCAUCUGCAACUGCGACCGGCAGGCUGCCAUCUGCUUCUCCAAGGUCCCAUACAAUAAGGAAUACAAAGACCUUGACUCCAAGAAAUACUGUUAAGCUGACCCCUCACUUCGGGCCCGCCCCGCCUAUGCCAUCCCCGCCCACCUCACUGUCCUUCUUCACACUGUGCCCUCUAAUAAAGUCCCUGCUGAAAGAA